AAAUUAGGGGACAAAUAACUGCUCAUUCAUUGCACCCCAGUCAGCAUGGGGGUGCUAUAAGAGCUCGGGAAUAAUUGUGCCGACCAAUAAGCCUACGGAGAUGCUUUAAUCCUGUCUCCCUCCCUAAAGUGUUCUGGAACCUAUCAUUUGAAUUAGCCGAGUCAGGCAAGGAGGGGGCGGGGAGUCCUUCCGCCCUUCUUAGGAGGGGCUGCAUUGCAGGGGGAGACUGAGCAGAUAGACUCAGCCACCGGAGAGGGAGAGAGAGUGAGAAGACAAAGCCGUCAAAACCCCAACAGCUUUCUUUUUCUCCAGCCCCGAGCAGACGCCGGAGCCCCCGAGGAAGUUAUGAGGGACCCUGUGAGUAGCCAGUACAGCUCCUUUCUUUUCUGGAGGAUGCCCAUUCCAGAACUGGAUCUGUCGGAGCUGGAAGGUCUGGGUCUGUCAGAUACAUCCAUCUACAAGAUCAAAGACAGCAGCACUGGCAAAAUGACCGGGCAAGCAACUGGAGUAGAACAGGAGAAGAAUUCCGAAGGCGAUGCCCUCCUUGAAUACAGCACCUUCAACUUCUGGAGAGCUCCUAUUGCCAGCAUCCACUCCUUUGAACUGGACUUGCUUUAAGCCCAAGACUUCUCUCCCACCACCUUGCCCUCACUGCCUUCCCUUUCAAGCCCCUUCCUUUCCACCCUUUUCUCCUAUUAAUCUUGCUCUUUUCCUCUCUAUUGUGUUGAGGUGGUGCUGAUGAAUCUGCCAGAGUUGUGUUGUAUUUAUUUACUUAUGUAUUUAUUUAUCUUACUGGUUUCUCUUAAGAGCCCUUAAGCCACAAAGGAAAGGGUUCAAGGACUGGAGUAUUGAUUGGAUCACAGGGAUUUCCCCCCCUCCCCCAGAUGUUAAUUCAGAAAACAGGCCUGGUGGAGGCACCAGAGCGUAGCACAGUAGUACAAAAUGGAGGAUUUUUUUUUUUACUUCAUUUUAAACAGCUUUAGAAAUUGCUCAAACUUAAUUUAAGGUUGUACCUUCUUCAAGCCUACUCACUUUGUAAUUUUGCCCAUAACUCAAAACUCUUGAGGAAAAUGACUCCAAGUUCACUUCUUAAGACGCAAUCUUUCUGACUACGAUAACUUGUUAGGUUUUGAUUCUGUUUCUAAAAGGCAGAGUUUAGUAUUCUUUAGUAUUCUAGUCUUGCCCAGCAUCUGCAAUGUAUGAUACUGAUCAAUGAGCCUCAGGCACAGUUCUUCAGCUUUGAGACCAUGAAACAAUCACAUUAUGACCUUACACCUUGUCCCCUCAUUCCAAAAUUAUUGCCGCUGAUUUGUGCUGCCAUCCACUCAUUUCUUUAAUAAAGGCAUUCAAUCCCAGGA
Nyctereutes procyonoides (raccoon dog) is the source of this 1358-nucleotide messenger RNA. RefSeq names its product MLLT11 transcription factor 7 cofactor (gene MLLT11). Gene Ontology annotation, biological process: positive regulation of DNA-templated transcription; positive regulation of mitochondrial depolarization; positive regulation of release of cytochrome c from mitochondria. The coding region runs from base 346 to 618 and encodes 90 amino acids. Lineage: Eukaryota; Metazoa; Chordata; Mammalia; Carnivora; Canidae. Gene Ontology annotation, cellular component: cytosol; nucleoplasm. The record is from RefSeq and is a predicted model, not a curated record. The transcript is spliced from 2 exons.